This is a messenger RNA of Cryptococcus wingfieldii CBS 7118, 840 nucleotides long. RefSeq names its product peptidyl-prolyl cis-trans isomerase. The record is from RefSeq and is a predicted model, not a curated record. Gene Ontology annotation, molecular function: peptidyl-prolyl cis-trans isomerase activity. The coding region runs from base 1 to 840 and encodes 279 amino acids. The transcript is spliced from 8 exons. NCBI's taxonomy places the organism in Eukaryota, Fungi, Basidiomycota, Tremellomycetes, Tremellales, Cryptococcaceae. Gene Ontology annotation, biological process: protein peptidyl-prolyl isomerization; protein folding.
AUGUCUCAAGUCUACUUUGAUAUCUCUAUCGCCAACACCCCCGCCGGGCGCAUCACCUUCAGGCUCUACGACGACAUCGUCCCCAGAACCACCGAAAACUUUAAACAGCUCUGCACUGGCGUCAACGGUUUCGGCUACGCCGGCUCUGGAUUCCACCGAGUCAUCCCCCAGUUUAUGCUCCAGGGCGGUGACUUUACCCGUGGUAACGGUACUGGGGGCAAGUCGAUCUAUGGCCAAAAGUUUGGGGAUGAGAACUUUAUCAAGAGGCAUGACAAGCCUUUCCUCUUGUCCAUGGCCAAUGCCGGCCCCAAUACCAACGGCUCUCAAUUCUUCAUCACCACAGUCAAGACUCCUUGGCUCGAUGGCAAGCACGUCGUCUUUGGCGAAGUCACCUCUGGCCAGGACCUCGUCCAGCAGAUUGAGAAACUCGGUAGCAACUCUGGCAGUACGCCCAUCUUUCUCUCUUCUGGCAAUAGUCGAUCAAGGGUAUUAGGCUCUGGCUUCCACCGAGUCAUCCCCCAGUUUAUGCUCCAGGGCGGUGACUUUACCCGUGGUAACGGUACUGGGGGCAAGUCGAUCUAUGGCGAAAAGUUUGCGGAUGAGAGCUUUCUCAUGAAGCAUGACAAGCCUUUCCUCUUGUCCAUGGCUAAUGCCGGCCCCGAUACCAACGGCUCUCAAUUCUUCAUCACCACCACUGUCACCUCUUGGUUGGACGGCCAGCACGUCGUCUUCGGUGAGGUCACCCAUGGCCAGGACCUCGUCAAGCAGAUCGAGAGUCUCGGUGGCCCCUCUGGCCGCGUCGCCAAGCCUGUUGUCAUCUCUGCCUCUGGUACUCUCUAG